AUGCUUCCGCGUCCCCAGAUCGUCGUCGACAGCCCCGGCUUCGUAUCUGCCGGGUCGCAGCAGUCGGCGCCGUCGGUGCCGUCGCUGUACGUCACGCCCAGCGACACGGGCAACAACACGCCACAAAGAAGCAGCGACGGCUCCGCCUCGCUCGUCAAUAUCCAGGGCUCCGACCACCGACAUUACCUGUCUGUGCCCAGUGUUUCCGAACAGAUCUCGCCUACCAAGGUGCUGGUUCGAGGAGCUCGAGAUGCUCGUGGCAGACAACGUCGACAAGCGGCUCGAGAGCAUCGAGGCAGAGAAUAUGAACCUGUUGAAGGAGCUGGACUUCCGCGCGCAGGACCUGGAGCAGCUGAACAGGAAACUGGAGGAGAACCUGAACAAUCUGACGGGCUUUCUGAACCUGCUGGGGGCCAAGGAGCAGGAGAUCGAUCAGCUGGGCACGAACGACAUAUUCAGCAACCUGAACGACCUCAAUUCGCGGCUCGACGUGGUGAAGCGCGAACUGGGCGUCAGCAAGGCGAAACUGGACAAUUUCGACGCAGACCUUCGCGUUGUGGAGGGUCAGAAAAAGAGCGAAAUCAUCGCUCGCGGAGUGCAGCACAACAUGCUGCUUCUGGCGCUGCUGAGCGCAGCAUUCCUGAUAAUUAG
Molecule: messenger RNA, 651 nt
Organism: Ogataea haglerorum
Lineage: Eukaryota; Fungi; Ascomycota; Pichiomycetes; Pichiales; Pichiaceae
Exons: 2
Coding region: 1-651 (216 amino acids)
Source: RefSeq, a predicted model, not a curated record